AACACAAGCAGUGCAAGUGAGGGAUUCCGUGCUUUCCCCUGGCUGGAAUGGUAACUGGGGUUGUUCUUGGGUGUGUGGCCCCAGCUGAGGACACGGAUGCUGUGCCCGGGGAGUUUGGAAUUUAGUCGGGAAGUUCAGGGUCUGUGUGAUAGGGCUGCGAGAGGAGAAUCACAGAAUGGUUUGGGUUGGAAGGCACCCAUGAAGGUCAUCUCAUUCACUCCCCUGCGUUGGGCAGGAACAUCUUCGAUUAGAUAGGGCUGAAGCACCUUUUGAGAAGUUAUUGUGUCAGUUAAGACCGUGGCUUUUCACCGUGGCUCAGGAUUUGCACCAGCUGGCAUUUCUACAAUGCUGACAUAAUGCACAAAGCUGGUCAGAUGCCUCUGUGCAUCGGGCAGUGAGGAACCUGCCCCGGGUUACAAAAGUUAUCCUGAAAAAGAACCAUCCUAAUAAUAGAUUGUUAUUUCUGCUGAUAGGACUAGCAGGAACAUAGGGCAUGUGGAUAACGAGCAAGAUGAGGCUGGUCAUGAGUGGCUGCUGGUUAUCAAGGCAUGAGUCAUGUUUAAAGAGACCUGCUCUGGUUUUAGUGUUGUUACUUUCUAUUCCCGGGCAGCAGGAAAGCUCUGAGUCAUUGAGGUGCUGGGCUGUGUCCUGGGAUCUCUGUGAAAGACAAUCCAACUGGAUCUGAAGUAUCUGUGUCUAAAAUGCACUUGAAAUUUCUUCCACUCAUCACAAUACUCAGCUGUUUGAUCUCUUUCUCUUUCCAGCAAAGAAUUGAAAUACAUAAGCUUCGUCAAGGUGACAAUUUGAUUCUGGGAUUCAGCAUUGGGGGUGGCAUUGAUCAGGACCCUACUCAGAAUCCUUUCUCUGAAGACAAGACUGACAAGGGUAUCUAUGUAACAAGGGUGACAGAGGGAGGCCCAGCAGAAGUUGCAGGACUCCAGAUUGGAGAUAAGAUCAUGCAGGUGAAUGGCUGGGAUAUGACAAUGGUGACCCAUGACCAGGCCAGGAAGAGGCUGACCAAAAGGAAUGAGGAGGUGGUACGGCUGCUGGUGACCAGGCAGUCCCUGCAGAAGGCUGUGCAGCAAUCCAUGAUGUCCUAAUCCAUCAUCCAGCUGGGGAGGGGGUGGGGAGGGAGAUGUAUAGACUGGUAUCAAAGAAAGAAACAAAUAUUAGACUGGAACAGGUUGUCUGGAAGGAGUGCAUGUUCCUACCUGUGGUAAACACUACUUUUUUAUUUUAACUUCUUCUGGUGUAACUGGCAGUAGUAAAACAAUACUCCCCUCAGCACAGUGCUUCUCUAAAGUCUGCCCUGCAGGUACAUGGCAAGACUUCUGUAGUCAUGGCUUUCAGGACAGGACAGACCCAGGUUAUCUAAGAGCAACUGGAAAAGCCUUAACUUGGACAGGAUUCUUCUGUAGCCUAAAAGCCUCCUAUUUUAGGAGGAAAUGUGGUUUCUGCUAUGGGAGACCAGAGGGUUUGCUGUGCCUAAGCUUUUAGAAGGGAGCUGUCCUGUCCCCCCCACCACCAAAUUCAAAUGCCAGAGUUAAGAGCUGCACAGUGCUGUGGGGAGGAGCACUCUACUAAUCCUUCACUGUGUGCAAGAUAGAGAGUGGCUGAAGGGUUUGGGGCAUUACAGUUUCCUGCAAAGAUUCCCUGGACAAAGCAGCCUCUUCAGGCAAGAAACAACUGAGUAACACACAAGUGUUACAUCAAUGCCUGUGAAAUACACUACAACUUCAUGGACACUACAGUUCAGCCUCACUGGCAGGGUAAAAACCUGAAUUCUCCUUGUUCCCAAUUUGUACCAUCAGAUUAACUGAGUUUAAUUUAAAGGAAUAUGGAGCAGGAAACAAAACAAUGUUCCUGAACUUAUCAGAAAUGCUGCUCGUAGCUGUUGAGUUUUCAGUUUUUCAUUCCACUUCUAUCAGACUUGAAACGGGAGGGAUUUUGGUUUGUCUUUUAGAAGGCUUUGCUUAAAUCAAUGACUUGUUGGAUGGAAGAGAUGAAUAUGCCAGUAAUUUGCAGAAGUGCCUCUUGACCAAAUUUAAACUUCUAGUAGGAUACUCAGUGGUUCAAAUCAACAUGCCACAGGACUGAAGAUUCUUGCUGCAACCCUAAGUCCAUGAUCUAGCAUCCUGUGGUUUGUUAGCCAGUUAGCUUUACAAUUAUCCAAAACCUGGAGUUUUUAAUCCUCUUCAGUUGAUCUAUACAUAUCUUUAGUUUCCUUAAGCAGCCUUGAGGUAAGCUGUUGUAAAUAGAGCAAGAGGAGGUGGCAGACUAAUUUAUUCAGUACCUUACUGCUCUGCCAUUGUGAUUGAUGCAUCUCAGACUGUUCUGUGCACACCAGCAGAUGCCUACUUACCAAUUUUGUAUCUCUGGAAUUACUACAGUCCUGCUUUGGAGUUUUGUAACUUAAGAAUUCAGUAGUAAAUUUGAAGUCUUUCAAGUUGGGAGUUAUUUUUGUUACUAUAAAGAUACACUGCUAUUUGUACUGCUUUUUUUCACUUGAUUUUACACACAAUAAAACAAAGUUGGUUUUCCUGAGCUCUUUC
Messenger RNA from Sturnus vulgaris (Common starling), 2552 nucleotides. The record is from RefSeq and is a predicted model, not a curated record. NCBI's taxonomy places the organism in Eukaryota, Metazoa, Chordata, Aves, Passeriformes, Sturnidae.